CAAUAACAAAACAAAGUCAAAAAGUUUUCAACUCAACCCGCGAAAUGAAUAAAACUUAAACACAACACAAUUCGAUGAAUACAAUGUAGAUUAUUUGUAAAUUAAUGUACUUAAACCACAUAUUUCAGCAGAAUCGUGAUAUAUGAUAUGAAGGUACCCAAUAUUAUUAUUGCGAUAACUUAUUGUGUCCAAUUGCAAUCGAAGUGCCCGCGUAAGCAUUUCGGUGGUACACAUUUGUAUUGUUUUCCUUAAUAGAUUAUAUUAUUGUAUUUAUGUUUUACGAAAUAUUCUUCGUAAUAUAGUUAGCUAAAACCAUUUCUUAUGAAGAUGAAGAAUGAGGAAAAUGUCAUUAAAGAUGAAGACGACGACGUGGUUAUCCUUGGGGACUUUAUACCGAAGCCGAUGAUAUCUCACAUUAAGAAAAGAAGAAAGCGGCACGUCGAUCUUAGAAAGAGUACAUCUGUCGAUGGAUCACUGGUUAUAACACAAAAAGUUAAGGUGAAGAAACGAAAACACAGGUGUAUUUUGAAUGUGAAGAAGAAACAUUUGCAACAAAAUGAUUCCAUAAAAAAGCGUAAGGAACAUGUUAAGGUUUCAUUUGAAGAUAUAAAAAAAGUAAAAAACUCCUAUGAGAGGAUCACUCCAUUGUGCUUAAGGCCAACUUGUAUAGAUAUCAGAUGUAAAAUCAAGAGAAACAUCGAAAAAGGGAUACAAAAGAGGAGAUUGAAAUUGCACCAUGGCUUUCCUAGAGAUCUGAAAAGAUUGUUAUCACCAAUAUCCCCCAACUCAAUGGGAAAUGAAAUGUCCAGAUCAAAGGAUUGUUUGACUGAAAUUAGUCUAGAUACUAGUAGUUUUGAUGAUGAAAAGGAAAGCAAGCUGGAUAUACUAAUUAAAAGGACAAGGGAAAGGGACAGAAUAAAUGAAGUGGCAAGGACUCGAUUGUUGUGUACACCUCCACAAACUGACACAGCCAAAGAAAUUAUUGAAGACAGAACUUGCACAGAUUACAAAGCGCCCUGCACAAGCACCCCUAAAUAUGAAGAAAAUAUUAAUGAUAAUAAAAAUCGGUCCAUUACUAAUACUAAAUCAGAAGAAUUAAAAAUCAAAGAUAAUUCGUUUUUUAAAGAAAUACAAGCUGCAAUUUCACCUAUCAAAAGUUUAGGUGAUAUGGUUGCAGUUACAAACAUAAAAGAUGAGCAAUCUAUGAACAUUCCCCAAGAUGGCUACACAAAACAAUCAAAUGUAGAUGGAAAUAUAUAUUCCGAAAGCAUAAAGAAUAAACACGAAACGUCGCCAUCUAAAACAAAUUAUGGAGACAGUAUGUCCAUUUCCGAUUGUGAUAAUUUGACAGAGCAGCCAAAUUUACUUUUGGAAGACACACAUGUAGAUCAAAAACAUACUAUAUAUACAAAUAACGUCCUAUCAAAUACAAGUUUAGUACAAAAUUUUGACAAAAUAAAUAUUCUUUCCCUUAAUGGAAUUACAAAUCAACUAAGUUUAGAUCAUAGCUCAGUUUCCAAUCUCAUGCAAAACAAACAUUCUGAACACAUACAUACGCCUUUUUCUAAUAAGAAUUGUGAUGCAGAAGACAAUGGUCAGUCUAUUACACAGAAAAACUACAGUGUUUCUCAGAAUUUAACGCUGGAACAUAUUCCAGUUUUGGUUAGUACACACAAAUAUGAUGAGUACAUACAUAAUGUUGAAUCAAAUAGAAAUGAACAAAACGAUGAAAAAAUAAUUACAAAGCAGUUAAGUUUGGAUCAUAACUUAUUUUGCAACCAACUGGUGCAAAAUAAAAAUUCUGAGUACAUACAUACAACCUUGUCUGCUAACAAUUUUAAACAAAAUUUUGAAAAUAAUGGUCAGCCAGUAUCUCAUAAAAAUUUCAGUUUUGCUCAAAAUCCAAAUUUGGAUCAAAUCCUAGUUUCAGAAGACACACACAUACACAAUAAAUAUGUUGAGUGCUUAGAUAAUGCGGCAUCAAGUACAAAUCUAGAAGAUAACAAUGAUAAAAUUGAUAUUUAUAAUUUCCACAAUGAUAUUACUAAACAAAUUAGUCUAGAUCAUAACUCAUUUUCUAAAGAACUCGUGCAAAACAAUGAAUCUGAGUACAUACAUUCAUCAUUUUCUAGUAAAUAUUGUGACCAAAAUGUUGAAGAAUACGGCACGUCGAUAUUGGAUAAUAAUUAUGUCUUUUCUCAGCGUCGAGAUCAGGAUCUCAUUCUUCCCAAAAAAUUCAUACAAUACGAUAAAACUGAAUACAUUUCCAACGAAAAUUGUGACCAAAUCUUAGAAAAUAAACGGACCUCAUACAAUAAUUACAAUUUUUCUCGGGGUCAAAAUGAACAAUAUAUUCCAUUAUCUGAUGAAGUUGUACAAAACGAAAAAUCCAGGUACAUGCAUACAGCUUUUUUCAACAACGAUCCAGAUCAUGAUAUCGACGAUAAAGACAAGUCUAAUCGUUAUAAUGAUACCUUUUUCCACGAUCCAAAUGAAGAUCGUAUGACAUUUGCCAAUGAACGCAAUAACAAUCAAAGAUAUUUACCUAAAGAUUUUUGCAAUAUAGAGAAUAAUAAGUUUACUAAACUUGAUGACGACCCAUUUUUAGACGAAAGUAGGGUAUAUGGUGAAUCUGAGUAUAUAAAUACUGAACAUGAAAUGAAAUCCACUUAUCAUUAUAAUAGUAACCGUUGUAGACAUUCCAGUCGGAAUCGCAAUCCAUUUUUCGAGGAUAUAAUUCAACAUAGAAAAUAUGAGUACGCAUAUAGAGAAUACGAAUCUAUGUUGGAUAAUAAGCCUCAAAAUCGUAGCAGCAGGGAUAAAUUUAACAAUCAAUUUUACGGAGAAGAACAUGUUAUGAACGAUAAAUAUGUACGUAAACGUAGGUCUGUUUCUAGUGGAAAAUAUGAACUAGUUCCUAGGGAUCAAUGGGUGCGUAACGGCCAUAAAAAUAAUAAUGAUGAGCAAUCAAACCGGAACCAUAAAAGUAUUUUCGAUAAUAAUAUAAAACGCAAAAAGUCAGGGUUCAUAUAUAGAGAUCACACCUAUAGGCAUAGGGAUUCUGAUCAAGAGUUUGAAGUUAUGCCUCUCGCAUACAAUAAUAAUAUCUCAGAGCAACAAAAUAGGAAUCAUAACGAAUUUGAAGACACUAAUCAGAAUAGACACGAUGAUUAUGACGGAAACGGUGAGAAUAUAAAUAUUUCCAAUAGUAAUAAUACAGGUUUUAGGCGAAAAGUACGAAGAAAUCAUAGCCCAUUUAUCGACGAUUUACCUACUAUAAAGAGCGAACAAUCUGAAUUCUACACGAAUUCUGCUAAAAAUAGAUACAAUUCCCAUAGUAAUUUUUUUACAAAACAACCAAAUAAAGACCGUAGUCCACAAUCAGAAGAUAUACGCAUAAAACACAAGCACAAACAAAUUAAGAACAACAUUAAUUUUGUACAAGACAUGAGAAUGUCUACACCAUAUAAUUUUAGUAACAAAAACAAACAGCCUAAAAAUAAAUUCAACCAGGCAAAUUGGGAACAUAGGUCAAUUUUCGAAGAAAUACAUUUCCGAUACAAAAAAUCUGAUUAUACUAAUAAGCAUACUGUUUAUUCGAGUCAUAAAUACGAACACAACAGUAAAAGAUAUAAGUACUUUGACAAUAACCAAGGUGAUAAUGAUAAACCUUUUAGCGGAAAUACACCCGAUCAAUAUAAAACAUCCAAGUACGUACAUACUGUCUCCAGUAGGAGAUAUAAAAAAGUUGUUUAUAAACGUGAAACUUAUAUGUAAGGUAGGACUAUGAAGAAUUAAUAAAAAUCCGCGCCAGGUAAGAAAUCCCAAGUUGGCCACGUUGUUGUGGGCAGCAAUUACUGUAGCGCCGUUCUUUCGUAACGGAGGCUUUAGUUCAUAUUCUGUAAAGUGAAGUGGGCUAUAAGUGUUUUUUUUAUUUAUCUAGUCUAGUGGUGUUUGUAUUUCGUCGAAAGAAAAUAACAACGACUACUGUAUUUCGUCUAAAGAAAAUAACAACGACUUAUUUUGUACCAUGAUCAUCCACUUGCGCAAUGCGUUCUUUUGUAUAAUCGAGAUUUAUAAAAUAUACAUUUCAACUGAGAUGUGAUAAUAAUAGAUUACAUAAGUUUUUAAGUAAUAUUUAAUACCAAACAUAAUUUUGAAAA
This is a messenger RNA of Plodia interpunctella (Indianmeal moth), 4163 nucleotides long. RefSeq names its product GATA zinc finger domain-containing protein 14-like. The transcript has 3 exons. NCBI's taxonomy places the organism in Eukaryota, Metazoa, Arthropoda, Insecta, Lepidoptera, Pyralidae. The record is from RefSeq and is a predicted model, not a curated record. Bases 322 to 3777 code for a protein of 1151 amino acids.